AUGUUCGGCAUACUAAAGGACUACCGGAUGAGGCUGAACCCAACGAAGUGCGCCUUCGGUGCAUCUUCCGGUAAAUUUCUCGGAUUCAUGAUCAGCCAAAGGGGAAUCGAAGCUAAUCCUGAGAAAAUCAAAGCCAUAAUCGACAUAGAGACGCCGAAGACACAGAAGGACAUUCAAAGCCUUACCGGGCGUGUUGCUGCCCUGACACGCUUCAUCUCCAAGGCUACCGACAAGUGCGUGCCGUUCUUCAAAGCUUUGAAAGGGGGCAAACAUCAUAUCGCAUGGACUCCCGAAUGCGACCAGACAUUUCAAAACUUGAAGAACUACAUGAACCAGGCACCGCUAUUAUCAAAACCGCUCCUAGGAGAAGUCCUCCUCCUAUACCUCUCGGUAUCCAACACUGCCGUCAGCUCAGUAUUGAUACGGAAGCCGCAGAAGGCAGAGCUACCGAUCUUUAUGUCAGCAAGGCACUCCAGAGUGCAAAGCUUUGGUACCCACCCUUAG
Molecule: messenger RNA, 504 nt
Organism: Prunus armeniaca (apricot)
Lineage: Eukaryota; Viridiplantae; Streptophyta; Magnoliopsida; Rosales; Rosaceae
Source: the annotation of a GenBank genome assembly